Malassezia restricta is the source of this 1875-nucleotide messenger RNA. Its product is annotated as GTPase-activating protein SST2. Gene Ontology annotation, biological process: intracellular signal transduction. The record is from RefSeq and is a predicted model, not a curated record. Bases 1 to 1875 code for a protein of 624 amino acids. Lineage: Eukaryota; Fungi; Basidiomycota; Malasseziomycetes; Malasseziales; Malasseziaceae. The transcript has a single exon.
AUGCCGCGCCUCAAGCGCCCACAAAGCCCGUCGCCAGACAGCACCAAGGGGGCAAGAACAGCGAAUGGACAAGCGUCAGCCACGUCUUCCCGUCCUACAAGCCCAUGGAACCGAUAUCCUGAUCCUCAGGCGCCAAGUGCCCAUGACGGGACGGACACACGACCUCAAAGUCCCAUGGGAGGCAUACCGAAGCCUGUCGCACUGCAGUCGAAUGAGCAAUGGCUCAUGCGUGUGAAUCGAGAGGGACUGCCUAUCUGCCGUGACCUGCACGGCCUCUUCACCACCGUCAUUAUUUCCCUCUGUGAUCGGUGGCCAGAUUGGCGUUUCCCACUCGCCUUUGUGUUACCUGCCUUGAUUCAGCGCAUGCAGGCGCUGCAGUUUGUACAGAUCGUACGCGACUCGGCGAAUGGCAUCCAGAAUAUGCUGUCACUCAGCCAGACCAAGACGUCAUUUACCAUGAGCAGCCAGACCGCUGCCCGAAUUUGCCAAGCCUUUAUCCGAGCGCACUUGCUAGAGCGUGUGCCUGGCCAGGAAGACGAAGUGUACGCUCCAUCGCCCAAAGGCGUGCAUCUCGUCGAUCGUUUUGUCGUCCGGCAUGGUAUCGCUACGCGCAGUGUCAGCAAUCUUCUGAAUGUGCACCCCAUAUGUGACAAGCUCUUGUUUUUGGAGCGUGAUGAGCAGGACGAUGUGCUGUUGAGUGACGCCGUCGUGCGCAUUUUGUUUAAUCGCAUGGUCGGUACUUCACCUCGUCGCACGGAGCCGAGUGCCCUUGGUAUCGUGCUGGAGACCAAGCAAGUGCGAGACAAGGAGGGGCAAAUGUACGAGACGGCGCGGUUCUCGUCGACCGAUGCUUUGAACUGGCUUGUGGACUACACGACCAUGGUCUCGAUCGACGAGGCGAUUGUUCUCGCUGCGCACAUGGUGCGUCUCGGAUGGCUCGAGUCUGAGCAGACGAUGGAUGUCUCUCAAUCGAACAAUGUCGCCACGGUAUGCGUCGAUGAGGCACUGCGUGCCGAGCAUGCUGCGCGUGAGGGCACCUUUGUCGAGGGUGAAAUGUAUUACCUCACUGAGCUGGGUGUCACUAUGGCCUGGAAGGUCGAUUGGGUGGAUCAGCCGGCGUCGAAGCCAGCAGACGAGCGUCCGCCCACGUCUUUCUUUUACGGUGAUCGUUUGAAUGAGAUGCGGAGUGUCUCUCCUCGACUCGAUGCAUUCGAUUUAUACGGCACGUACAUGAACGCGCAUCCGUCGGCUCAGGCGUCUCCUGAGAUACCUGGUGCACCUUCGCCGCGAGCGCGGGAUGUUGCAUCGCCCACGAGUGUUCCUAGACAACCACUGGAGGAAGUCUUGCGCAGUGCCAACAUGCGCCGCUCACUCUACACGUUCCUUCAAAUGCGGCAGGAUGAGAAGCCGCUGCAGUUCUGGUGCCAAGUCGAGUGGUUCCGGUCCGACUGCCGACUCGCUACGGCGGGCCUGCUGACGGAUACGUUCAGCGCCGAUGCGGUCGACGUCCUGCCGUCGGAGGUCCUGCGCGAAUCUGCGGAGAAGCGGCCGGAGGGCAUGACGGGUCCACAGAUGCGCGCAUCGCAGCAGCCCAUCUUGUCCCUGAGUGCGCAACGGCGCAUCGGCUCGCUGUUGCAGUCUAGUGCGCUCAAUCUGCGUCUCUCGAGCGAGACGAGCGCGUCACUCGAAGGCGCACUCGAGGCGUUUGCGCGCGGAGCGUCCGGCACCGACUCGACGCGCCAGAUCGAGAAGGCGCUGGGGCAUCUGCUCAUCCAGUGCGGAUCAGCGCAAAAGGAAGUCAAGGCGCAGCUGAAUGAGGAAAGUCUGCCGAAAUACUACGAGGCCCUGGAUUGUGGCUUGUGGGAGCGGCCGUAG